AGUCCGGGCCGCAUCGGAGGAUUCCCCGGAGACGCCGGACGUCGCGACGACGUCGACGAGAGGAGACGCUGCGGAAGGAGUAGCGCGGAUUACGGCCGAGCCCUCGAGAUGGUCGUCAGGACUCUGCUCCUCGGAGUAGUCUUUCUCGUCACACCAGGUUUCUGCCACCAGGACGCGGUGCACAUAACGGCCAUCCUGGGGGAGAGUGUCGUAUUCAAUUGUCACGUAGAGUUCCCGGGUGAGCACGCGGUGCCCUACGUUCUCCAAUGGGUGAAGAAGGUAGGCGAAACGGAGAUACCGAUAUACAUUUGGUACGAGUCGUAUCCGACCCACAGCGGCGAGGGCUACGAGGGCCGCGUGUCAAAAGUCAACCCCAACUCCUCCUACGGGGUGGCGAGCCUCAACCUGACCAACAUCCAGGAGACCGACCAAGGAUGGUACGAGUGCAAGGUCGUCUUCCUCAACAGGUCGCCAGACAGCCUGAAGAACGGCACCUGGUUCUACCUGGACGUUCACGCACCCCCCAGGUUUAGCAUAACCCCUGAAGACAUGAUCUACGUGAACCUGGGCGACGCCAUAAUCCUGAACUGCCAGGCCGAAGGGACGCCGACGCCGGAGAUGCUGUGGUACAAAGAUGAGCACCUGGUGGAGCUGUCCGACACGGUUGGGAUCUUCAACGACGGCACCGAACUAAGGAUCUCCUCCAUCAAGGACGAGGACAUCGGCGACUACACCUGUCUGGCCAGAAAUGGCGAAGGCCAGAUCAGCCACACGGCGAGAGUCAUCGUCGCAGGUGGAGCCACCAUCACGGCGCCACCGACGAACCAGACCAAGCAGGAGGGCGAGAAGGUGCAGUUCACCUGCGAGGCCAAGGCGAUGCCAGGAAACGUGACCGUCAGGUGGUUUAGGGAAGGCGCGCCGGUGAUGGAGUUGUCGUCUCUGGACACCAGGGUGUCCAUAAGGACCGAUGGCAGUCUCGUCAUCAACCCUGCAAGUGCCGAUGACUCCGGACAGUACCUCUGCGAGGUCUCCAACGGGAUCGGCGAGCCACAAACCGCCAGCGCCUAUUUAAACGUGGAGUACCCUGCCAAGGUGACGUUCACGCCGACCGUCCAGUAUCUGCCCUUCCGACUGGCCGGGGUUGUCCAGUGCUACAUCAAGGCCAAUCCACCUCUUCAGUAUGUCACCUGGACGAAGGACAAACGUCUGCUGGAGCCCUAUCAGACGAAGGACACCGUGGUCAUGAACAACGGCUCCUUGCUCUUCACCAGGGUCAACGAGAACCACCAGGGCAGGUACACCUGCACGCCCUACAACGCCCAGGGCACGCAGGGGAGCUCGGGCACCAUGGAGGUCCUCGUCAGGAGACCUCCCUUCUUCAUCGUGGAACCGGAACCCACCUACCAGAGGAAGGCUGGCGAGUCCGUUGAAAUGCACUGCGUGGCCCAGGAAGCAGAAGGCACCCAGAAACCGACUAUCCAGUGGCAAAGGAAACACACCAGCGAGAAGAUUCGGGGCAAAGCUGUUGGAGGGAACCUCACUAUCGACGCCCUGAGGAGCACCGAUUUCGGAACUUAUCAGUGCAUUGCUUCCAACGAGGUUGCUACCAUCGUCUCCACGACUCAGCUGACCAUCGAAGGGACCCAACCACAUGCUCCAUAUAAUGUCACCGGAACCGCCACGCAAGUUUCCGUCACCAUCAGCUGGCUUCCAGGGUACUCCGGAGGUCCGGACUACAAGCAAGAUUACACGAUUUGGUACAGGGAAGCUGGGACCUCGGAAUGGACCACGAUCCCGGUUACUCCCUCGGGAAGCACGACCGUCACCAUCAGCAGACUGACUCCAGGAACCGUCUACGAGUUCCAAGUCGUCGGGAAAAAUGCCCUGGGUGAUGGGAUGUUCAGCAAAGUCAUCACCAUUCGCACCUUAGACCCUGGGCUUUCGAAAUCCGGGACGUCGACCUCCAACUCUGGCGGACAGCACGGGGAACAGAUCGGGAAACCCGGUCACCCUCCAGUUGCGCGUCAGAAAGGUCCAAAACCGGGGCCGCCCAGGAACCUGACGGUGACGGAGAUCAGCAAUGGUUUCUUGAUCACCUGGCAACCUCCUUUGGAGAGAACCGACCUCAUCCAUUAUUACACCAUCAAGUACAAGACAGAUGGGCCUUGGAAGACGCUCAACAAGGGGCAAAUCCGUCCCGAGGAGACCAGUUACCUGGUGAAAAACCUCGUCGGUGGUCGCACCUACUACUUCCAAGUGUUUGCUAACGGCGAGAAGAACUAUGGCGCAAGUGACCAGGUGAAGUUUCCGGUUCCGGCCCGAGUGAAGCACAAGGCGAUCACCGCGGGGGUGGUCGGUGGCAUCCUCUUCUUCAUCGUCGCCAUCAUCCUCAGCAUAUGUGCAGUGAAGAUUUGCAAUAAACGGAAGCGACGGAAGCAGGAGAAAGAACUGCUUUCAGCGUAUAACAUGGUGGCCUGCAGGGUCACCGACUCGCGAAACGGCGCAGGGCAGGGCCCCCAUGGAACAGUGCCUUUGAAAAAACCUAGAAAAAGCCGAGUACCAGGUCUAGGUCUCCUGCGGGAGAUCCUGAGCCCGGACACGCCGGACUCCUGCCGAGGGCGUCCCCUGGGGAAGAUCUCGCGAGCAGCGGAUGGUCGCUUCGUGAUAGCGGACUCGGUGCUGAGUUCGGCGAACAACAGCAUCCUGGACGCAUCGAGCAGCGACGACGGAGGUUUCCUGCCGAAGAGCAGCAGGUUGAAGUCCUCUUGGCGUCGCCCCCUGGUGGGGACGAGCAGGUUGAGCCUGAGGUCCGAAGGCAGCGGAGUGUCGGGGGGGCACCUGGUGAACGCGCUGAACCUGGUGAACCGUCAACAGCCAGUGGUGUGCACGAUCUCGUCCCCUAGGUUCCUGGCCCAGAGUUCCCCAAGCGGAUGCCAGGUGGUCCCGGGUGCAUGGUCUUCGGUGUACCUGAGCGACCUGAGCUCGGUGCGACACCCGUCGUCGGGGGAGCGGUCGUUCCCCACGCCGCCAGGGUAUCAGCACCUGCAGCUGAGGUCGGUGCACCAGAGGUACAGCCAGGAACUGCCGUCCCUGCGAGCUAUCCACGCCGAGUCCAGGAGGUUCGUGCCGGUGCAGCCGCUGGCGACGUCCUCGCCGCCGCAAACGGCGGGGAGGUCGAGGGCGAGGCUGCCUCCUAGACACGCGCGGCACGCGCGAUCGGCCCCGGAGCUCGCGGCGACGCCCGACCUGGAGACGAGCCCGGAGAGCAGGUCCAGCAGCUCCGGCUUCGGGAGCAAGAACACCUCCCAGCAGAACCAGAGCUCCAGGUCGGGGAGCACGGUGGCGGAGUGGAGGCCGCCGCCCUACCGCCCGCCACCCCCUCCGCUGGUAGGAAGGUGGCUGGAGCUGCAGGACCCCCGGGUGGAGGCGAAGCUGCACCCUGGCCAGACCCUGCACCCGCGCACCACCCCGGUGGACGCCGGCAGCGUCGACGGGCACUACGAGUUCGACCCUGCCUCCUGCACCCCGACCCCGACCUCGGCCUCCACGCCCACCCGCGAGGAGCGACCCCCGGUGCACCAGCUGCACGCCCUCCACGUACCACACGUGCACCACCAGCCCGUCAGGUACUCCAGGGAUAACAUCGAGGCCAGGGUCCAGGCCAUGAAGGCGGAGUUCCAUCAGUUCAGGCAACGGCAGGCCAGGAGGAGAAGGAGCGCCCACUUGGAAAGCGCCUGCUGAGGUUGGCCCCCCACCCGGACCCUCCUAGGAGGGAUUCCGGAAGGGGCGACGGAUACCGGGAGACCAGGGUGUUCGCCGAGUUCCUCGGUCAGGGGAUCGAGGAUGCUGGGGGACGCCAGAGUGCAUCCGGUUCGGCGUCGCCCGAAGACUCCGAGAGCGGUGGGCAGGGGUGGGUCCGGACCCCGAAGAAGGGCUUUCAGGGAGUAGAAGAGGAGGCCGAAGUUCCGGUGGUUUGGGACCUGCACGACUCGAGGAAGGUGGGCCCCGAAAAUGAGAAGUCCUUUCCUUGAAGACGACUCGACCCUGCUUCUUGCACCUCUGCACCGACUCCUGCAUCCGCUAGAAGGGAGCCUGCGACUCAUGUGCCUCACCUGCAUCAGGUGCAUACCGCUCAUCGUCACCGAUUAGGUAUUGUAGGAAUAAUUUCGGACGCGACAUAGACUGAGGUCCACUUCGGUCGGAGACGUUCAUCCAAGGUGGUACCCAUGGAAGCGAUGGUAGUCCACAGGUGACCAACAGGUGCAGAUCGGCGUCGACCAAGACGGGUACCCGAGGACCACCUUCAGGUCUCUCUGGAGUAGAAUCUGACGUCCACUCGCCGAGAUAGACGUCCUUAUCGGUGCAUCAAAGUGUCGCUCCAGUUUCCAGAAAAACGCUGGAGUCCAUAUGAUCAGCCGUGAGGACCCAAGAUGCGGUACCGGAUCUUGGGUCCAUCUCAAAAGUCCACGUCUGCAUUGUUCCUACCAUGGGACAUGGACGAUGGAGUCCAAUCGCAGACCCUGAAGACCUGUGAUGAUCAGUCCGGAUCCAAGUGCAAUGGAAUUAUACAUCCAGGAGGCAUCGGCAUCUUUUUCUGUAGGUUGCUCCCCACUUGGACCUCCACCCAACACGGACAAAUGCGUUUCCAUACGACCUACACGACAACUAGACCAACGAAGCUGCGGAGCCACCGAGGGCGACCACGAAGAGGUUGCCCAUCCAGAAGAAGACCACAUCGUGGAAAUCGAGGGCAUCCCCCGGGAGUUACUGGACCGAAACAGGGGGUGCAGGGCCACUUCUGGGUGACGUUGCUGGCGAUUCCUUCCCCAGGGAACUAGGAAGUCCCUAGAGGUGGCGCCGCGGCACCCUGAAGAAUCCCCCAAAGAAACCCAAUGAACUUUUCUGGACACCCGUCGAUGCCUCGACGAGGCCCCUCGUGGGGGGUCUAACGUUAAUCGUACUUCUAAGUAUUUAAGUAACGAGGAAACACACGCGCGCGACUCGCCACACACACACGACACACCUACAAGUAUAAGUAUCGAUGAGCAAUGGACUCGAAACCGUGAUAUUAGGCCGAAGCUUGCCUCGAGAUUGCUUAAGGACUCACUCGUACUGCACUGCCUGUUUAGGGUUUCGCUAGCGACCCAACAUAUUAUCGGCACAAUAAUUUUUUCCUAAGCAACGUAAACGAGAUUCGAGUAAGACGCGAAGCCGUGGUCAAUUUCCAAAAUGGCGCGGCCCGGGCGGCGCGCGCGAGGCGUGGUACCGACUAAUUCCGACUUUCCGCCGUAAUUUCGCUUUCCACGAGAAAACGCUUUAGACAAAAGUUACUCCGGCGGCGAUUCUGCACAACUUUCGUCCGAGAGGUUUCUUUCCCCCGUCGACGGUUGCCCCGGGAAAGCACCGCGUCCGACGGCGUCCUCGCGCGGCGCCGCAAGUUCCACUAAUUCGUCUUCGGCACGCGUCACCUCGGGAAGGAAAAAAUCCGCCUUCGAGAAUGCCAAGCAGAUGCCAGAAAAAAAUACGCAAAAGGGAAUGCUAAAGGAAGAAUCGGAAGGCUGGCGACUUUUGGGACUGCUGCGUGUCCAGGUUUUCGUUGAUGCGUGAAUCUCGAGUGUCCACCCUCGGGCCUUUCUACCUUGCGGGUGUCUGAAAGCAUUUUACUUUUUUUAUAGUACAAACGAUUAUUUAUAUAUACAUAUUAUAUAUAUUAUAUAUAUAUACAUGAACUUAAAUAAUAUAAAUAUAUUAGCGAGGGCCCUACUCACGAUUCAACUAUACUUCGACGAGACUACGGAAGCGAGCCGCUGUUAAUAAGUUGUGUAUAAUUACGAGGUUGCGAGAGAGUGAUUUAGGCGG
Molecule: messenger RNA, 5859 nt
Organism: Orussus abietinus
Lineage: Eukaryota; Metazoa; Arthropoda; Insecta; Hymenoptera; Orussidae
Product: protein turtle
Exons: 14
Biological process (GO): axon guidance; dendrite self-avoidance; homophilic cell-cell adhesion
Cellular component (GO): plasma membrane; axon
Molecular function (GO): cell-cell adhesion mediator activity
Source: RefSeq, a predicted model, not a curated record